Messenger RNA from Pygocentrus nattereri (red-bellied piranha), 2823 nucleotides. RefSeq lists its product as uncharacterized. NCBI's taxonomy places the organism in Eukaryota, Metazoa, Chordata, Actinopteri, Characiformes, Serrasalmidae. The transcript is spliced from 2 exons. The record is from RefSeq and is a predicted model, not a curated record. The coding region runs from base 1541 to 2524 and encodes 327 amino acids.
CUGUUCUUCCCUUCCAUUUCCUUCUUUCUUUUCUCUACAUUGUUACAUGUAUGUAUAUAUGAAUAUUAUUUGAAAACUGUUUGACCAUGCUGGCUAGCGAAAUAAGCUGGCCAAUAAUAAUUUAUGCUGGCUAAUAAAAAAAAAGCAGGUGAAGAAAACGUUAAAAAUAAAAAUUUAAAAGAAUAAAUAGACAAAACCUUUUAUUUAUUUUUUUUUGAAGAAAAGAAGGAUAAGGAUGAAAACUGUUUGACCAUGCUGGCUAGCAAAAUACAGAAACAUAGAUUAGCUGGGGUUGAAUAGUGUGUUACCUGCAAGCCUAUGCAUGCCAAAAGAGGACUGAUAGUGCUCUAAUGGUUAGGUAGAAGGAGGGGGUAUGUCCUGAGCAUGGUGGCAUGGUGGUGCAUAUUUUGAACAAAUUAAAGUUGAUUUAAAUUAAAGUUGAUCUUUUUUUUUCAAUUGGUUUGGCUCAUUUCUUGAAACCGAGGUGACAUUCUCAAAACACCAUGUGAAACACAGCUCAAGAGACUUUUUUUGGGCAUUUUGAGGGAACUGACAAUUUGUAUAAAACACACAUUUUGUUUUGAAGCAUACAUAAAGUGUAUGGAGGAGAUGUGAGCUUUCGCUGCUGAUCUGUGAUGUUGUGCUGCAUUAUACAGGUCAUUUUGCCAAAUGUACAUAUAGUUUGCAAAACAUCCAAUCUGUUUCAAGAAAUAUGCAAAAGUUUUUAAAAAAGAUGUGGAAGAAGUGGGUUCAAAAUGACAGUUUAGAAAAAGAAAACAAAUUAAUUGUGUUGAUCCACCUCAACCUCUUGCAAACCUUGCAGGGUGUAAGCAAAAGAAUGUAAGUUGCUCCUGAGUGUCUGUCCACCCCCCAGCUGCAUUGUUGUGCAGGGGACAUGCAUAAGGUUGCUAACACCUUAGCAAAUUUGCAUGCAGCCUUUUGUGCUGUGGGGGAUAAAUAGGAACAAAGAAGCAGAAACAAAAUGCAGAGAAAGUUCACCACUCAACAGGCAUUGGAACGGAUCCUGAGUAACACCAACCCUUGUGACUCAGAUGGAGAAGACAUAGUCCUUCAACCGGAUUCGGACUCUGAGCUGUCUUCAGAUGAGGAAACUCCUCCUCUACUAAAAAAGAGAGCUCGGUUGGCGAGUGAGCCGACAGAGACCGCAAAAGAUGGCACAGUGUGGCGUGAAGAACAAGUGGGGAAACGUCUCCAUUUCACCCCAAUAGAACCGUACCCUGCAGAUGGAGAGCCAAGAGCUAGUGUCCGGAGUCGCCUUCAGAGCUUCCUCUGUUUUAUCACUCUUGACAUGCUUUGUAGCAUUCAAGAAUGGACGACACAACAUGCACGUCACACGGAGCAGGUGGAUUGGUUCAUGGAUCUCCCAGAACUAAUGGCAUUUAUUUCAGUCAUUAUCUUGAGGGGGUGACCAAGGUUCCAUCACUACGUGACAGCUGGUCAGCAAGCCUUGCAAACCCAAGGAUCAUUGCAACUAUGGCCCGAAACCGCUUCCAAGACAUCAUGCAACACCUACGCUUUGAUGACAUGUUCACACGCAGUGAGUGAGCAGAGACCGAUAAGUUUGCUGCAGUCUCUGACUCGCUGCUGUUUUCUGCAAUACAGUGCAACAAAACCAGACAAGUUUGGUAUUAAGUUUUGGGUGGCUUGCGACUUGAAAUCAAAGUACAUCUGUAAUGUCCUCCCAUAUCUUGGCAAGGACCCCAGUCGUCCCAACGGGGAGAGACUGUCCGAGACUGUAGUGAUGAGGCUGAUGGAACCAUUCAUGGACAAGGGCAGAACUGUAACCACGGACAAUUUCUUUACAUCACUCUCACUUGCACAACGACUGCUUAGCCGGAAAAUCACUAUCCUCGGCGCAGUCAACAAGAGUCACUGGGAAAUUCCUCAAUCCGCUAGACAGAUGGACCGCACUGAAUUCACCACUCAGGUGUUUUCAACCACUGGUGCAACACUGACAGUGUAUGCACCCAAAUGGAAGAAGGUCGUCUACAUUCUCAGCAGCAUGCACAGUGUGGUUGAGACUGAGGAUACCACCAAAAGGAAGCCAAACACGGUCACACAAUACAACAACACAAAGUGCGGGGUGGAUGUAAUGGACCAAAUGCGGGAGUACAGCGUGCGUACAGGAACACGGAGAUGGCCAGUCGCCGUGUUCUACAACAUGAUUGACAUGGCAGCACUAAAUGCACAUGUGCUUUAUCAGGCAUGCACUGCGGUGCAGGAGAGACGGGUGGACUUCCUGGUUGAACUUGCAAAAGAGUUGGGUGACUCUCAUGUGAGUGAGAAGAAGGCACGCAAGGAGAAACUGCUUCGGCAACAACCUUCCACACCCAGCCCUGGCAAAAGGGCAAAGUGUCAGGUCAACCAUCGAUGCACGAACAAUUGUGAAACUGUGAGAUGUGUCGACUGCUACAAAUACACGUGUGGCAAAUGUACCAGGGACAUACCCUGGCAGUGCCAGAUAUGUUCUGACAGUGCAGACAGACUGCUGAGUGAGUGCUGAAAUGCUAGCCACACAAGGAAAUGCCACUCACACAUAUGCAGCCCCCCACUGCAGACUAUUGUAAAUAUGUGUGGAAUUGUUUUAUUCCUUGUAUUUUUUGUAUUAUUUUUAAUAACAAAAAAUAAAAAGCAUGGAAACAAAUAAGAGUUGUUCUUAAAUUUUUCACGCUGAAAUUUCAGUCCUCUUGACACAAAUGCUUCUGGUCAUUACUCACAGCUGUACCUUGCUGUAAAAUUUCUAAUUCUCUAUUUAAAAUAAAAAAAAAAUCAUUCUUUGUUUGCUUUUUUGCUCAAAUAAAA